GACGGAGCGGGAGGGCGGGAGCCCGUCGAGGAGGCGGCGUCCGGCAGCGCGCUCACAGUCUGCGAGGGUCGGACACAGUCGUAACCGCAGGUCGUCACUGCGACCCGCAGGAUCAGACACCAGGAUAGACUCAACAGUUACAGGAGCAGAAGAAUGCAGCGGCUGGAGAAGAGGAAGGAGGAACACGACGGUACAUCGCAAGUCCACGGCCUUCCUAGGAGUACCAGACGAACCCGAAGAAGGAAGUCUCAGGGUCAGAUCCUUCUCUUUCACGAGCAAGGGGACUGGAAUCAUCAACCGUGGCGAUUCGUUCAGGAAGAAGCGGUCCAGAUCGAACUCUUUGGCAGGGGAGGCCUUGGAACCCAUUCCUCCAGCUCCAGCUUCGGUGUACUCCGUGGCCAUGAUCGGGGCUGCUGGAGUCGGAAAGACUGCCCUGCUAUCGCAAUUCCAGACCUCGGAGGCCAUCAACCCCUAUGACAGGGUAAAAGACGAUACCAACGAGGAGUCUGUCUACGUCAUGCUUAACGGCGAAGAGUCUGAGCUCAGAUUUUCAAUAGCAACUGAGAUGGAGAAGGACCCUUCGCCGGCAGACGCAUACCUUAUCCUGUAUUCGGUCAUAGACAAGGCUUCCUUCGACAAGGCGGAGUCGAUGUUGCGGCGGCUCCAGCAUUCGCCCGCUACAAGGUACAAAACGGCCAUCCUCGUCGCCAACAAGGUGGACCUUGCGAGGAGCCGAGCAGUUUCAUCUCAGGAUGGACGAUGCGUGGCCUGUACUUAUAACUGCAAGUUUAUUGAAGUCUCAGUCGGCAUUAAUCAUAAUGUGGAUGAGUUACUGGUAGGUAUACUCACACAAAUCCGCCUAAAGGAAGCUAGUCCAGGACCAACAAGUACAAGUCGCCAUUGGUACCACAGUCAUGGGAUGAUGCGUGCAUCUGUCAAGGCCCGACAAGUCUUUACUUGGAUCUUCGGCAAGGAGGACUCCAAGUUUAAAAACUGUGAAAAUCUGCAUAUCUUGUAAGGGAUACCCUUACAUCUACUUGCCUAUUUGUGACUAGCACUUAUGACCUAUUCCCUAAGUCCAGGGCUGAGGGCAGUUUCCUUAUAUUAUUAACUAUGGUCCCCUUUUGUGGCAUUCCAUUUGAUAGCUGAAUGAAGGGGAAAAACCAGUUGUUAUCAAAUUAGAUGUCUAUUCAAAUAAUGUUUGUGUUGUCUACCAUAUAGAUGACAUUUAUAAUGAGCAAAUGUUAUCAAAAACAUAUCCAUGUUGAAAUUAAAUAUAUAGGAUUUUUAUGAAUUCAUUUUUUAUGAAUUAAAUUAUUUUAAAAAAUCUAAAAUUAGUAGAAAAAAAACAACGUUUUUCAAAAAUUGUUUAUUCUUCACUUACUAUUAAAUUUAUUUGUACAAUCAGCUAACAUUAAAAACAAUAUUUAAAAAAAAAUGAAGGAAAGUCAUUUUGAAUACAAUUUUUCAUGGGGAAUAAUGGUAGGGGAGCCUAGUGGUUGUAGUGCUAGAUCCCCCUAUAUGGAUUGUAUUAAGUUCCAAUUCUGAUUUGGCUUAUGAAAUCAUCUCCUGGUAGAAAAUAAAUAAAUCUUUAGAGAGGGGAAUGUAAUUGAACAGAUCCAUCUGAGUGGACUCACCCCUUACAUGAUUGAUGCAUUAGCCAGGAAAUUGAAGUAUAGUCCUGAUCAUAAGGCCUUCCAAGGUAAUUAAAAAGUUGCACUUCUGGCACCUCUUCAAGUUUCCUGUACCUCUUGUUACAGGACUGUAUGAUUUUACUGAUGUAUUUGAGAUGUAGUAGAUCCUGAACAAUAGGCAUUUAGUAAUAAGUAAACAAAACAUUUGCCAUAGAAUUUGUGAACUAAUUUACAAUAGCAAUACAAUUAUUAAUCUUUACAUCUUGCCAAUGCCACUGUUGAAUUAAACAACGAAAAUAUCUUUGAAUCAUACAUUCCAUUAACCAAUUAUGAAGGAUCAAAUUCAGGGGUAUCUGAUCAACUUUAUUGGAAGAUUCCAUGUCCAAAAACAAAAUUUUGUACAUGAAAAUUUUCAUUAAAAUGCAAAAUAUAAUCUGAUAUCCAUAAUGAUCCUCUCAAAAAUGUUAUUUGAAUAUUUUCCAUUAACUUGAGAUAUAAUCAUUUUAGCUCUUGGAUGAAAGCAAUUAUUAGGUACAAAAUUAAUAUUUCCAUAAAAUGACACUGCAUUAGUUCAAAACAUAGAAAUUAGGCACUGUAAUAUAUUUCGAUAACAAUCCUGCUUCACGAUGAAUUACAGAAACAAAAUAAUACCAUCAUUAUUAUCGUAUUUAUUUUCUCAUUCGCAAAGGUUUCGGCCCGAAGUUCAGGCCUUCAUUAGGGCUAAGAAAAGAGAUACCAAAUACCAAUAGGUAUGAGCAAUUAUAAACAUUGAAUAAUAAAGAAUUAAACUUUAAAAAGAUGAAAGGUAUAGACUAAAAACUGUAGGUAGAAAAACUUAAAGUAAAAUAAAGUAGAUAGAGUGAACAUUAAAGUAAAAUAAAGUAGGUAGAAUAAUAAAAAUAACAGAGAACUAAGAAAUAAAUAAUAAUAACGGCAACAUAUAUCAUUCUACCUACUUUAUUUUACUUUAAAUUUUUCUACCUACAGUUUUCAGUCUAUACCUUUAAUAUUUUUUAAUUUUAAUUCUUUAUUAUUCAAUGUUUCUACUUGCUCAUACCUAUUGUUAUCUGGUUCUUUUCUUAGUCCUGAUGGAGGCCUGAACUUCGGACCGAACCGUCGGCGAAUGUGAAAAUAAAUACAAUUAUUUAUUUUAACUAUUUUAUUUUAUCUGAUCAGCCCAACCAUCCUUCUCUUCAAUUAUUCACUACAGUCAAACGUCAACCCACAAUCGUCAUUAUUAUCAUUAUGCAAUUAAAGCUUGGGGAAAGUAUUACUAUAAAGAUUAAUUAUUUUAGGAAGGGAAUAGCAAUAACUUCUUUCAGCAUUUUCUCCUAACAUAUAAUUCUUCUAUUAAAUAAAAAUUGACCCAAUAUAUGUGAAUCGUUUAAAUAUAUUUUAGGUACCAUUUAAAUUUCAUAGGAUUAAAAUUGAUUUAUUAUCCUUCGUAUAACCUUUUAGAAAUAGAAAUACCAGUAAAAAUUUCAUUUUUUAACAACAUAUAUUUAUGUCAAAUUACGAAACUCAGAUUCAGUUUAAUUUUACAACACUAGGUUUGAAGAUAAUAUGGAGAGGCCUCGGCUCAGCUAAUCUAGGCCCUGUGGAAAUGGAUGAGAGCAGCAGUGACUGAAGUCAUGAUUGUUAUCAGAAACAUGUAUACUAUGGAGUUAAUAACAGAGAAACAUGGAAAAGAUUGAUAUUUUAUUUAAUUUUACAAAACAUCCAAACACUAUUAUCUCAAAUCUGCUAUUUCGAUGUUCCAUCAAUAUUGUAAUUAGCGGGUGAUGUAUGAUAUGUUCUUGUACAAAAGAUUUGGUUUUAUUUGUUCGUUUAGCUUUUUAAAAGCAUAUCUGUACAUAGGGAAAAUUCUGUGUGGAAACUCUUAUUGCAGUGGUGUUGCAUAGGAGAUGGGGAGUGCCUGCCGAAGUAGCAAUUUAUUCGGGACUGCAAUACAAGUAUUUAAACAGACCUAACUUAGUACUAUAUAUAUGAGUCUCCUUUCACAACUAUCUAUAGUUUUUAGCUUGAAAGAGUUUUAAAUUUUGGACACAAAAAUUUGAUUGCAGCUUAGUUCUUUCCAUACUUUGGUCAUUUUUAUAAUAAUAUUACUAUAAACAUUAUAACAAUAAUAAAUGCUAAUAACACAGCAGAGGUGAAGGGGGGGUUACAUAAUUUCCCUAUCUGUAGAAACCUAUGCUAAGCUAUUGCCUUAUUUAAACUAUCAGUAGAGGUGAAAAUUGAACACAUUCCUCUGAAACAGUGGGAAGCAUGGCUGUUCAUUCAUAAAUUUACCAUUCAGAUCUCUCAAAUAUGGUCUAUAAUUUAUGAAACACUUUUACAUUUGUUUUAUUAUAGCUUAAUAUGUAUUAAUUAAAUUAAUCAGUAAAAUUUAUGAAUUUAGAGGAUUCAAGGGUACUUUAGUGUGUAAUUCAGAGUGUUAUAGGUUUAAUCCAUAAUGAGGCAGCUUACGUUUAAUUCCACUUUUAGUUUUGUUAUAUCUACUCAAGAUGCAUUUGGAAAUUUCUACAUUAUAUCUGGAUAGUUACAAAAAUUACAUGAGAAAUUGAAGAGCUUGUUUGAGGAUAAAUGCAAUGAAACUGAAUUUCGGUAUUAAUUUUCAAUUGGGAGCUGGACUUACUGACUUAUUGCAAAAGAUCGAAUCACUAUCUUGUUAGAAACAGUAAACGAGCUGGUGAGAAUAACACCCAAAAUAAAAAAAAUCAAUAAAUUAACUUCAAUUUAAAAAAAACAGUGUUUUAUAAUUAAUUACUUACUUACUGAUGGGCUCUACCGUCCGAGGUGGACCUUGGCCUCAUUCACGAUCUUUUUUCCAAUCCUCUCUAUCCUUCAUUCUUCUCCUCCAAUUCACCACUCCCAUCCUCUUUAAAUUCUCUUCCACAUCACUUUUCUAACAUUUCCUCGGUCGUCCUCUUUUCUUUUUUUUGGGAAAUUCCUUCCUAAGUAUAUUUUUCGUUUCUAUGUCAUCAGACAGUCUUUCCACAUGUCCUAGCCAGCUAAUUCUUCUAGCCUUAAUAAAGCGUACAGUAUGUUUUUCCUUCAAUAGUUCAUCCAGCUCCUGAUUUUUCCUUAUCCUCCAUUCCCCUUGUACGCACAGGGGACCAAAAAUUUGUCUCAUAAUUUUUCUUGCUAAAAUCCUUAGUGCCUUCUUGUCAGCUACUUUCAGUGUCCAGGCUUCACCUCUAUAGCACACAAUUGCACAACUGGUCAGACAAGGAUUUGUACACUUUAAGUUUUGUGACCCUAGAUAGGACUGUCAAUUUAAAAAAAUUUAACAUACCAAAGUACGCUCUUUUGCCUGCCAUCAUUCUUCCUCUUAUUUUCAGGCUAAUCAUGUUUUUGCUAUUGACUUGCACCCCAAGAUACGUGAAAUCCUCCACUGCAUCACAAAUGUAUUCCUGGAAAAUAAAACCUUCUGGCUUUCUCCUUAAAUCUGAGGCCAAGACUUCCAUAUACUUUGUUUUUGUGUUGUUAACUAUCAGUCCAAUCCUCUUACAUUCUACAACAAAUGCCGAUAGAACCUCAACUAUUGCCGCCUCGCUUCUACCUAGAAUUGCAAUGUUGUCAGCAUAUCCCAAUAUGUGUCUUAUUCAGCAUGCUAAAUUACCACCUGGAGAGAUCCCUUUAACUGCAAUAUGUAGCGCCAAGUUAAAUAGAAUUGCUGAGAGUGCGUCUCCCAGCCUUACUCUAGAGUUAAAUUGGAAGAUUGCCAGUUAGUACUUUAGCUUUCAAUUAGAUGGAUUAGUUUAAACGGGAUGUUAUAUUCACACAAUGUACUAAAUAGUUGAGUUCUUUUAAUUAAGUCAAAGGCUUCUUUAAAAUCUAUAAACAGUGAAUGUACAUCAAUAUUGUGCUCAUAACACUUUUAGAUAAAAUAAAAAUCUGAUCGAUAGUAAUUCCGUUAGGCCGAAAACCAAACUGGUAAUCCAUUAUGAUUCUUUCUGAAUAAAUUUUUAGUCUUUGCCCCAGAAGGUUUGAUACAAUUUUAUAUCUUCUUCUUUAUCAUCUUUCUUUGUGCCUCUCAGCUUGGAAGUGCCCCAAUCCAAGACUGCCAAGCCUCCCGAUUACGAGCCAAGGCCUUUAUAGAAUUCAUAGACUUUCCCUUCUUUUCACCAAUCAUGGAUAUGUGGUCCAUCAUAGCAAUCUAGGCCUUCCUCGAUGACAGCGUCCGUUAGGCCUGAUCUCAAAAAACUUCUUUGGAUCCGGGUCCUUAUCCAUUCUGCAUAGAUGACCAAACCAGCCCAACUGCUUUUUUUCGACUGUUUCCCUCAAAGCUGGCACUCCCAGGUCUUCUCUUAUCCUUUCACUCCUAACUCUGUCCCUCCUUGUUUUGCCUUCCAUUCAUUUCUGCAGCAGUAGCUCUACUCCUGUGACUGUCCUACGGGACCCAGCUCUCACUUUCAUAAAUAAGGGUAGGUAAGUAUAGGGACUUAAAUAUACAUAAUUUUACACUUUUUUCCUAUUCUCUUUUCCCCAACACUGUGCUGCAUAGCUGGUAGUAUAUGCUGUUAGCUUUCUUAAUCCUGUUUGAGAGCUCUUGGUCCAUUUUCCCGUUUCUGCUGAAUACUACUCCAAGAUAAGUGUAUUCCUGCACUGUCUCCAAGGUUUCUCCUCUGCAGCAAACCAAAACUUCCUCCUCUUCACGACCAAUGUGCAUCGCCUUACUCUUUCCAACAUUUAAUAUCAUGCCCUUUCUAGCUCAACUUCCCACUCAGUAACUGCCUUCUGUAGAUUUUCUUUGGAAUCAGUAAUAUCAUCUGCGAAAACCAUUACUUGAGCAAGGACUGUUCCUCAUGUUCCACCUUCCCACGACCUCCGCUUGCAUAUUCUCAAUAUUUCAUCCAUAAAUAUUAUGAAAAGGAGAGGACUAAGGCUGUCACCCUGUCUAACAUCCCUUCUCAUGGUAAAGCUCUCAGACAUUCUUCCGUUAAUUCUAACUACUGCUUUGGAGUCAUGGUAGGUAGAAUUUAUGGCAUUUAUUAAUUCUGUGGUUAUCGUUUUGGUAGCUAAAGCUGUUCAUAUUUCCUCUCUGAGCACGGAAUCGAAUGCUGCCUUUAUGUCCAGGAAUGCCAAGUAUAAACUCUUUCCUCUAUCCCAUGACUUCUCAAUAAUUGUCCUUAGUAAGACGAUGUGGUUCUGUGUUGGGGUCUAAAAGCUGCUUGCUCCUCUUCUACUUUACAUUCAACAUUUAAAAUUAAAAUAUUAAAAUAAAAAUGUAUAUACGAUAUUAUAAUAUAUUUAAAAGAAUUAUUCCUUGGUAGUUUUCACAUAGCAUUUUAUCACUUUUUUUGAAUAUUGGGAAAAUUAAACCUGAGCACCAUUCCUUAGGUAUUUCCUCAUCAAGCCAUACCCUCAGCUUCAGAUUAUACAAUCUCUAUUGGAAAAAAUCUCCACUAUACUUCAUAAUUUCUGCCGAUAUAGUGUUCUCUCCAGAAAGUCUGUUAUUCAUUAAUACUUUUAAUGCGUCCACAAUGGAAGGCGGCUCAAUAUCAGGAUCGACUUUCAUAUCUGGUCGCAGACAUCAUUGAUAUUCUCAUUGUCAUUUUCAUUCUUGCUGUCAUUUAGUAUUUCUCUAAAAUACUCUAACCAUCUAUUCAUCACUUGCGAACCCUCUUCCAACAGUACGCCAUCCUUACUACGACAAACAUUAAUUUAGGGCUUAAAACCGUUUCUCAUUUUUCUGACUGCUUGAUAAAAUUGUAUUAUUAGUUAAUCAUUUUUAAUGUACAACUAAAAAAUUGAUGUUAAUUAUGAAAUUAAAUGGUUAAUUUAUAACAACUGCCCGAGGCCCCAGGCAACACUGCUUAGCUCGGUUUUUAACCUUCAUCAAUGUAACCUUCUGGUCAGUUAUCGUUUUGUUUAUUAUUGUUAAAGACUGUAUGUCAUACUUCUGGCUAGUUUUAAGUUGUUUUUUUUAUAUGUAGGGAUAAUAAAAGUCUCAAGUAAAAUGACUGUAGAUGAUGAUAAGAUCCGCUUUCAAGUUGAACUGGAGUUUGUGCAAUGCCUUGCGAAUCCGAAUUAUUUAAAUUUUUUGGCACAACGAGGAUAUUUUAAGGACCAAGCUUUUGUUAACUACCUCAAAUAUUUGGAGUACUGGCGAGAGCCAGAGUAUGCCAAGCAUUUAAAAUAUCCAUAUUGUCUCUUCUUCCUUGAUCUCUUACAGACAGAAUACUUUCGAAAAGAGCUAGCCAAUGCACAAUGUUCUAAAUUUAUUGAUGAUCAGGAGGUGCUAUUUUGGCAACAUUAUACUCGCAAGCGCAAGCGUCUCCUUGAACAGGCAUCAUCCACUGUUAACUUAAGUUAACUUACAGGGUAUAGAUUUUCAUAGCCUUCUAUUUUAUAUGACCCUUGUGUUAUAUCUCCAUUGUUAACUUGUAAGACUUAUACUUUAAAAGUUUUUCAUAAAUCUUUGCUGUUAAUUUUAAUUACUUUUUUUUUUUUAUGUAAUACUUUGAUGUUGAAUAUUUAAUAUUAUAUGAGUUAAAAUAUUUUUCUUUUUAAUUAAAGGAAAUAGUGAAAUAUUUAUUUUUAGUUAUUAAUUUAGGUUCUAUUAUGUCUUCCAUAUCACAAAUUCUAGAUGGAAGCUUGGACCAUUAUUUAUUUCUUAACAUUGUAUUAUCUCAUCUUGGCGCUGCUAAUUUUAAUAAAAAAUAUGUUGCUUCGUGUCUGUAUUGUGCCAAAUGUAUACCUCUUUUAUUUUUGUCUGCUGAUAAUAAUCUCUAUAUGUUACUUUAAGAGUCAGUACAUCUUUGUUGAUAAUCAUUAACCAAAAUUUUUUAUCAAUCCUUAAAUAAUCAAUUUCCAAUACUAGAUUUUGCUUAUCUUGAGUUUUUCUUUCAUCAGUAUAGUAUAUUUCUCUAUUUUUACAUGAAUUUUUCAAUCCCUUUAUUUUUUUGCAUCUAAGAGUGAAUUGUCGACCAGUGAAGUUAUGUUUUUCCAUGAAUCAACUCAACAUUUUUGUUUUCUUUUAUGUAAGAUAAUAUAUAAUAAAAGUGUAUUUUGUAAAGAGAAUAUAUAGCAGUAAGCUAAGGAUAUAUUUUUAAAAUAAAAAUAUUCUAGUUGAGAAAAAAAUACAUUGUUGUUUUGCUUUCUUUAACAGAUUUACUAAGUUAAAUAUUAUUUUUCAAAUCCUUACAAAUAAGUGCCUGUCAUCAACAAAAGUAAGAAUCUGUAUGAAUUAAACAUCAUUUGUGACAGAAAUUUCAAUUUAUAUGUUUCAUAACUCAAUUAUAUUUUUGUUAAAAAAAAAAAUUAUUCUUCUUGGUUACCCUGGUUAUAAAACCAGUCCUCAAUCAAAUAUGUAUAACUGGACCUAAUUAGUUUAAUGGAACAAAAUAUUUAUUAAAGUUCUGAUUAGGUAAUUUAGAUUUUUUACAAAUAAAGUAAUGUUAUAUUCACUGAUUAUGAUAUUUGUCUGGUAUGACCUACUAAUAAUGUUUUUUAAAUAAUAUUCUUUGCCAUUUUAGGAAGAUAAAGAUUUCCUUGGGGCAAGAUUUGCUCUAUAUUAAAUAUUCAAUAAGUUAGCUAAUCAAUUUUAUUUAAUCUGUGUUCAAUCAGUAGUCAUUUUCUGUCUAUGUUAGUAGUUCAACCAUUCAUUUAACUCUAAAUCUAUAUUCAAUUGUAUAUAAUUAUAUAAGUUAUGAGACUUAAGUAUAUGGUUAGAUAUAUUACUUGGUGGUCUGACAAUAUACAUUUAUGAUGUUCCAUAAAAAUCAUGAGAGGUAACAACUAAGAAAGAUAACAGAUGUAUUGAAAUUUAUAUUAUAAAUAGAAAAUAAAUAUUACAUGGAUGUAAAUUUUAUUAUACGGUUCUAUUUUUAAUGUAAUUAUUAUUAUAGAAAUAAAUUAUAUCUUGUUUCAAUCUCCAACUGUUUUAAUUCCUUUUUCUGUCAGCUUCUUGCUUAUUCUAUCAUCAAUAAUAGCCUGCUUAGCAGCCUCCCUCUGUCUAUACAAGUUCAUUGCAAGAUCCAUUUCAGAAGUCAAUUGAAUAAUUCUAGCCUAAAAAAA
Messenger RNA from Nezara viridula (southern green stink bug), 9656 nucleotides. The record is from the annotation of a GenBank genome assembly. NCBI's taxonomy places the organism in Eukaryota, Metazoa, Arthropoda, Insecta, Hemiptera, Pentatomidae.